UCUCUCUUCUCUCUCUCUCACACACAGACACACACACAAACACACACUGUAUCAGAACAAUCAGUUGAAGGGGUAUGUAUAUUGUGUGCUGCAGAAAUCUAAUUCAAUAAAAAACGUAGCGUAUUGAUUUGGGAACAAAUUAAAUACGUGCAUAUAUUGCUAUAAUUCGAUGUAUACGUACACCUAGAAUAUACGCGUACGUAUAUAUAUAUAUAGAGGGAUGACGGAGGAGGGAUCGGAGAGGGAGAAGAGGGGGUUAUCUUCGAUGGACUCGAUGGAGUCGCGCUGGGUGUAUCAAGACGAGGAGGGCUCGGAGAUCGACAACGACGGCGACGGCCGUGGCAGCGGCGGAGAGGAAUCCCCGCUGCGCGAUUCCGACGACGAGGAUAAUGCGGAGCAGAGGUUGAUCCGGACCGGGCCUCGGAUUGAUUCGUUUGAUGUUGAAGCCCUCGAAGUUCCCGGUGCCCAGAGAAAUGAUUUUGAGGACGCCACUUUGGGCAGGAGAAUCUUACUGGUCUUUCAAACACUUGGAGUCGUUUUUGGCGAUGUGGGAACUAGUCCGUUAUAUACCUUCAGCGUGAUGUUCAGCAAGGCACCCGUCAAGGGGAAUGAAGAUGUUCUGGGUGCACUGUCCCUAGUUUUGUACACCUUAAUUCUGAUAUCACUGAUCAAGUAUGUUCUUAUUGUUCUUUGGGCUAAUGAUGAUGGUGAAGGUGGUACAUUUGCUCUGUACUCAUUGAUUUGUAGGCACGCUAAAGUUAGUCUUCUGCCCAACCAAUUACCGUCAGAUGCUCGCAUAUCAAGCUUCAGGUUGAAGGUUCCAUCAGCUGAACUCGAGAGGUCUUUGAAAAUAAAGGAAAGGCUUGAAACUUCUCUGACACUGAAAAAGCUUCUUCUAAUGUUGGUUCUUGCUGGCACUUCUAUGGUGAUAGCUGAUGGUGUUGUUACGCCUGCGAUGUCAGUUAUAUCUGCUGUCGGUGGCUUAAAAAUUGGAGUCUCUGGGUUUAGUGAAGAUCACGUGGUGAUGAUCUCGAUUGCGUUUAUUAUAAUUUUGUUCAGUCUACAGAGGUAUGGAACAAGUAAAGUGGGGCUUGUAGUUGGUCCUGCUUUGUUUAUAUGGUUUUGUUCUCUUGGGGGCAUUGGCAUAUACAACCUUGUCAAAUAUGAUACGAGAGUUCUGCAGGCAUUCAAUCCAAUUCAUAUCUAUUAUUACUUCAAGCGCAAUUCAACCAAGGCUUGGUACUCUCUAGGGGGUUGUCUUCUUUGUGCAACAGGUUCUGAGGCAAUGUUUGCAGAUCUUUGCUAUUUUUCUGUAAGAUCAGUGCAGCUUACAUUCAUGUUCCUGGUAUUACCUUGCCUUCUUUUGGGCUACCUGGGUCAAGCUGCAUAUCUUAUGGAGAACCACGUUGAUACUACACAGGCUUUCUUUUCUUCUGUUCCAAGUGGAGCUUUCUGGCCUGUCUUCCUCAUAGCUAAUGUAGCUGCACUGAUUGCUAGUAGAGCUAUGACGACCGCAACUUUCUCUUGUAUUAAACAAUCCAGUGCACUCGGUUGCUUUCCUCGCCUUAAAAUCAUUCAUACCUCGAGGAAAUUCAUGGGCCAGAUUUAUAUUCCAGUGAUGAACUGGUUUCUUCUGGCUCUGGCCCUGGUGUUGGUCUGCAAUAUCUCAAGCAUUUAUGAAAUUGGGAAUGCAUAUGCCAUUGCUGAACUGGGAGUCAUGAUGAUGACUACAAUCUUAGUCACCCUCGUGAUGCUUCUGAUAUGGCAGAUAAAUAUUUUUGUUGUGCUGAGUUUUGCUAUUCUUUUCUUGGGAUUGGAGUUAACCUUCUUUUCUUCAGUUCUGUGGAGUGUGGGGGAUGGAAGUUGGAUCAUACUGGUGUUUGCCGUUGUCAUAUUUCUAAUUAUGUACAUCUGGAAUUAUGGAAGCAAGUUAAAGUAUGAAACAGAGGUGAAAAAGAAGAUGUCGAUGGAUGUGCUGCGGGAACUAGGUCCUGACCUAGGAACUGUUAGGGCUCCUGGGAUUGGCUUGCUUUACAAUGAGUUGGCAAAGGGUGUACCUGCUAUAUUUGGGCAUUUCCUGACUACUCUACCUGCUGUGCAUUCGAUGAUCAUAUUUGUGUGUAUAAAGUAUGUUCCUGUAUCAGUUGUGCCUCAAAAUGAAAGGUUUCUGUUUAGGCGAGUCUGCGCCAAAAGCUACCACAUAUUUCGUUGUGUUGCCAGGUAUGGCUACAAAGAUGUUCGCAAAGAAAACCACCAGACCUUCGAGCAGUUGCUUAUCGAGAGUCUUGACAAGUUCAUUCGGCGGGAAGCUCAGGAGAGGUCCCUGGAGAGUGAUAGUGACGACGAUUCAGGGUCCGAAGAAGACCAUUCUCUAUCAAGAAUACUAAUAGCUCCAAAUGGGAGUGUUUACUCACUGGGUGUCCCUCUCCUGGCAGAGUUCAAAGAUACGAGCAAUUUUGGUGCAGAAGCGCGUGCGUUAGAAGAAGGGAAGCUAGAGACUUCUUCUUCUACUGAUCAAAUUAGUAUUGAUGCUGAGCAAAGCCUUGAGAAGGAGCUGUCGUUCUUACGCAAGGCAAAAGAGUCUGGUGUGGUGUAUCUUCUUGGUCAUGGAGAUAUUAGGGCGAGGAAGGACUCUUGGUUUAUUAAGAAGCUUGUGAUCAACUAUUUUUAUGCUUUCUUAAGAAAGAACUGCCGAAGGGGGACUGCAAAUCUGAGUGUUCCGCACUCGCAUUUGAUACAGGUAGGAAUGACUUAUAUGGUUUGAAGUUUGCUGUUCAUUGCAGCAGUUGAGUGUGUAGAUUCCAAUCGAAACUAUCGUGGUUUUAUAUAGAUAGCCUCAGCUGACUUUUGAGAGCUCCCGUUCGAUGCUAUAUUUCGAAAUUUUUAGCAGUUUUUGCUCUGCUUGUGAUUUGAUCAUCACAAAAAGGUGGUUCAGAAAUAUUGUAAUUAACACAUUGAUAUGAAGUGCGAUUUUUGGCCGUGUAAUUCUUCUUCCGGGUGACUUGUUUGAUGCAUGUAGCCUCUUUAAAAAGUUUUUAGUAUACCAACUCUGACA
Erythranthe guttata (spotted monkey flower) is the source of this 3055-nucleotide messenger RNA. Its product is annotated as potassium transporter 7. Gene Ontology annotation, molecular function: potassium ion transmembrane transporter activity. Gene Ontology annotation, biological process: potassium ion transmembrane transport. The record is from RefSeq and is a predicted model, not a curated record. Lineage: Eukaryota; Viridiplantae; Streptophyta; Magnoliopsida; Lamiales; Phrymaceae. Gene Ontology annotation, cellular component: vacuolar membrane; plant-type vacuole.